AUGAUUACCUUGAGCCUAGGUGGUCUAGCCCCAUCUGAGUGUUACCAUAGGCUAGGUUCGGAACCUAUCUUUCCUACUACUAAUCAGAUAUCUUAUUCCCAUAAGGUGCAGAGUCAAAAACCUCGCCGUGAGGAACUGCGCAUCCACAUUGCAAAUAUAUACCGGACUGUUGCUGAGAAUAUCUGGCCUGGCAUGCUGAGUCAUAAACGAAUUUUCCAUUUUCAUUAUCUCAGGUUCAUUGAUGAAACGACAAGGCAGAUCUUAUCAGCACCCAAUGAGAACUUUCAAGAAAUGCAGCCUCUCCGUUAUGCACUUGCUUCUGUUCUGAGAUCUCUUUCACCUGAAUUUGUUAAGACAAGAUCCGAGAAGUUUGACCUCAGAGCUAGAAAGCGACUCUUUGAUCUUCUUCUUUCUUGGAGUGAUGACACUGGCAAUGCAUGGGGGCAGGAUGGAGUUGGUGAUUACCGACGUGAAGUUGAACGCUAUAAAGCUUCACAGCACAACCGAUCAAAAGAUUCAAUAGACAAAAUUUCAUUUGAUAAAGAACUGAACGAACAAAUUGAGGCAAUCCAGUGGGCUUCCAUGAAUGCUAUGGCUUCACUUUUACAUGGGCCCUGUUUUGAUGACAAUGCAAGAAAAAUGAGUGGUCGAGUGAUAUCUUGGAUCAACAGUUUGUUCAAUGAUCCUGCACCUAGGGCUCCGUUUGGUUACUCUCCAUCAACUCCUUCUUAUUCCAAGUAUGUAGAAGGUGGGCGUGGAGCUGCUGGUCGUGAUAGACACAGAGGUGGCCACCAUCGUGUCUCUUUAGCAAAAUUGGCUUUAAAGAACCUUCUCCUCACAAACUUGGACCUCUUUCCAGCUUGUAUUGAUCAGUGCUAUUACUCUGAUGCUGCUAUAGCUGAUGGCUACUUCAGUGUGCUGGCUGAGGUGUACAUGUGCCAAGAGAUACCAAAAUGUGAGAUACAGAGGCUCUUGAGCCUCAUCCUCUACAAAGUCGUGGACCCAAAUAGACAAAUCCGUGAUGAUGCCCUUCAGAUGCUAGAGACACUUUCUGUCCGUGAGUGGGCUGAGGAUGGCAUUGAGGGUUCAGGAAGCUAUCGAGCUGCUGUUGUUGGUAACCUCCCCGAUUCCUACCAACAAUUCCAAUAUAAGCUCUCUUGCAAACUUGCCAAAGAUCAUCCUGAAUUAAGCCAGCUCCUCUGCGAGGAGAUCAUGCAGAGGCAACUUGAUGCUGUUGAUAUAAUAGCACAACAUCAGGUCUUAACCUGCAUGGCUCCAUGGAUUGAGAACCUCAACUUCUGGAAACUCAAGGACUCAGGUUGGAGUGAAAGAUUAUUGAAGAGCCUUUACUAUGUGACAUGGCGACAUGGGGAUCAGUUCCCUGAUGAAAUUGAAAAACUAUGGAGUACAAUUGCUAGCAAGCCCAGAAAUAUUAGUCCAGUUUUGGAUUUCUUAAUAACAAAAGGGAUUGAAGAUUGUGAUUCCAAUGCAUCUGCUGAAAUAAGUGGUGCAUUUGCCACAUAUUUCUCUGUCGCAAAGCGGGUGAGUCUAUAUUUGGCACGAAUAUGUCCACAAUGCACAAUUGAUCACCUAGUUUACCAAUUGGCUCAGCGGAUGCUAGAAGAUAGCAUUGAACCAGUUGUGCCAAGUGCAAGUAAGAGUGAAGCAAAUGGAAAUUUUGUGUUGGAAUUCUCUCAGGGGCCUGCAGCGGCCCAAAUUUCAACUGUUGUGGACACCCAGCCACAUAUGUCACCAUUACUCGUUCGAGGUUCCCUUGAUGGGCCCCUCAGGAAUACUAGUGGAAGUCUGAGCUGGCGAACAGCUGGUGUGACAGGACGAAGUGUCUCAGGACCUCUAAGUCCAAUGCCACCUGAAUUGAACAUUGUUCCUGUAACUGCAGGAAGGUCAGGCCAGCUUCUUCCAGCUUUGGUGAACAUGUCAGGUCCUUUAAUGGGGGUUAGAAGUUCAACGGGAAGUUUGCGGAGUCGGCAUGUUUCUCGGGAUAGUGGGGAUUACCUAAUUGACACGCCAAACUCUGGUGAAGAUGGAUUGCAUACUGGAGUUGGCAUGCUUGGUGUCAGUGCCAAAGAACUCCAGUCAGCCUUGCAGGGGCAUCAACAACAUUCACUCACUCAUGCAGAUAUAGCAUUGAUUCUACUGGCAGAAAUUGCAUAUGAGAAUGAUGAAGAUUUUCGUGAACAUUUGCCUCUUCUUUUUCAUGUCACAUUUGUUUCGAUGGAUAGUUCAGAAGAUAUUGUGCUAGAGCACUGCCAGAAUUUGCUUGUUAAUCUGUUAUACUCACUUGCGGGCCGACACUUGGAAUUGUAUGAGGUGGAAAACAGUGAUGGAGAGAACAAGCAACAAGUUGUGAGCCUAAUCAAGUACGUCCAGUCAAAGCGCGGGAGCAUGAUGUGGGAAAAUGAGGACCCCACAGUUGUGAGAUCUGAACUUCCAAGUGCUGCACUCCUGUCUGCACUCGUUCAGAGUAUGGUUGAUGCUAUCUUCUUCCAAGGAGAUCUCCGGGAGACUUGGGGUGCUGAGGCACUCAAUUGGGCUAUGGAGUGCACGUCAAGACACCUUGCAUGCCGCUCACACCAGAUCUAUCGUGCAUUGCGGCCUAGUGUUACGAGUGACACAUGUGUAUCGCUCCUCAGAUGCCUCCAUAGGUGCCUAGGAAACCCAGCACCUCCAGUUUUGGGAUUCAUCAUGGAAAUUCUAUUGACACUGCAAGUAAUGGUGGAAAAUAUGGAGCCAGAAAAAGUGAUACUUUACCCCCAACUCUUUUGGGGUUGUGUAGCCAUGAUGCACACAGAUUUUGUUCAUGUCUACUGCCAGGUGCUUGAGCUCUUCUCACGUGUGAUUGAUCGUUUAUCAUUCGAGGACCAAACAACAGAAAAUGUGCUUCUUUCAAGCAUGCCGCAUGACGAGCUCAAUACUGGUGGUCUCAUCGAGGAUUUUCAACGAAUUGAAUCGCUGGCAUCACCCAGUGGGAAUCUGCCAGCAUUUGAAGGGUUGCAGCCUCUAGUGCUUAAAGGGCUCAUGUCUACUGUUAGUCAUGGAGUCUCCAUUGAGGUCCUGUCACGGAUCACAGUGCAUUCGUGUGACUCUAUAUUUGGAGAUGGAGAGACAAGGCUCCUCAUGCACGUAACAGGCUUACUUCCCUGGCUCUGCUUGCAGCUCAGCAAGGAAACAGUGGCAGUACCUGCUUCACCACUCCAGCAACAAUGGCAGAAGGCUUGCUCUGUUGCUAACAACAUUGCACUUUGGUGUCGAGCGAAAUCGUUGGAUGAAUUAGCCACAGUGUUUGCAAUUUAUGCCCAUGGAGAGAUCAAAAGCAUUGAUACCCUUCUUGCUUGCGUCUCCCCUCUAAUGUGCAAUGUGUGGUUUCCAAAACAUUCUGCUCUGGCUUUUGGACACUUGCUUCAGCUACUGGAGAAAGGACCAGUUGAGUAUCAGCGUGUGAUACUGUUAAUCCUCAAGGCACUGCUCCAGCACACUCCCAUGGAUGCUUCUCAAAGUCCACGAAUGUAUGCAAUUGUGUCCCAGCUGGUGGAAAGUUCUUUGUGUUUUGAGGCACUCAGUGUAUUGGAAGCCCUUUUGCAGAGCUGCAGUUCGUUCACAGGUUCUCAUCCACCUGAGCUAGGGUCAUAUGAGAACGGAGCUGAUGAAAAACUGCUAGCUCCUCAGACCUCAUUUAAGGCUCGGAGUGGACCCUUGCAAUAUUCAACAGGCGCAGGAUUUGGUACAGGUUACAUGCCGGCAACACAAGGAGGAGCUGAAUCAGGGAUUCCAUCUAGAGAGGUGGCUUUGCAGAACACACGCCUUAUCCUUGGGCGAGUCCUCGACAACUGUGCAUUAGGGAGGAGAAGGGAUUAUAGGAGGCUGGUGCCUUUUGUAACAAAUAUUGGAAACCCAUAA
Molecule: messenger RNA, 3918 nt
Organism: Dovyalis caffra
Lineage: Eukaryota; Viridiplantae; Streptophyta; Magnoliopsida; Malpighiales; Salicaceae
Source: the annotation of a GenBank genome assembly